AUGGAUGAUACAGUGCUUUCGCCUGGGAAUAAGAUGGGGGAUUCCGCAUCGGAAAGUGACUCGAGCUCACUAGACGGCGCAGCUAUGCUUCCUCCUAGCACAGCAUCGAGAGACCAGCUGCAAAAACGAAUUGAGUCCUUGCAGCAACAAAAUAGAGUGCUUAAGGUAGAACUUGAUACUUACAAAUUAAGAGUAAAAGCUCUACAAGAAGAAAAUCGAGCAUUAUGGCAAGCUUCUGUAUCAAUUCAAGUAAAAGCAGAACAGGAAAAAGAGUAUAUUUCCAAUACAUUAUUAAAAAAAAUUCAAGCCUUAAAGAAGGAGAAAGAGUCUCUUGUAGAUAUGUACGACAGGGAAGAAGAAUGUCUAACAAAUGAUCUUUCUAGGAAAUUGAAUCAGUUGCGACAAGAAAAAUGCCGUUUAGAGCAAACUUUGGAACAGGAGCAAGAAUGUCUGGUUAACAAAUUAAUGAGGAAAAUUGAAAAACUUGAAGCGGAAACACUCGCUAAACAAACCAAUUUAGAGACCCUUAGAAGAGAAAAGGUUGAAUUGGAAAAUACAUUAGAACAAGAGCAAGAAGCCCUCGUGAAUCGAUUGUGGAAGAGAAUGGAUAAGCUUGAAGCUGAAAAGCGUUCCCUACAAAUUCGACUAGAUCAGCCAGUUUCGGAUCCUGAAAGUCCUAGGGAUAUUAGCAAUGGAGACACAGCAUCAAAUCUUAGUAAUCAUAUUCAAACAUUGCGGUCAGAAGUUGUUAAAUUAAGGAAUCAAUUAACGGUAUCUCAAAAUGAAAAUAAAGAGAAGGUGCAACGCUUUGCCUUAGAGGAGAAACAUAUCCGUGAAGAGAAUGUUCGCUUGCAUCGAAAACUGCAGCAAGAGGUUGAGCGCCGUGAAGCAUUGUGCAGACACCUCUCCGAGAGCGAGUCUUCUUUGGAAAUGGAGGAGGAGAGGCAGUUCAAUGAAGCAUUAAAUGCUCGGUCCCGUAGCGUUUCUUCCCCCGGAGGAUCUAGGCCUUUAUCGCCCUACGCGUCGCCGUUGCUGCCAGGCGCCGGUCUGCCACUAUCGCGGCCAGUUAUGCAUUUUAACAAUCAAGUCCGUCGGCCUAGUGAACGGUUCGUAAAGCCAGCGGUUCCUGGGGUCAUAGGCCUCCCCAGGGGACCCCUGGACCCACCUCCUGUGCCGGUACCGGUGCCUACGCCUGCACCCCUCUCACCUGCGUUGUCCCCUGGCAUGCCUCAACCAGCUAGCCCCAUGGACACAUCUUCUAAGGACUGA
Leptosia nina is the source of this 1269-nucleotide messenger RNA. The record is from the annotation of a GenBank genome assembly. Lineage: Eukaryota; Metazoa; Arthropoda; Insecta; Lepidoptera; Pieridae.